Acaulospora morrowiae is the source of this 567-nucleotide messenger RNA. The record is from the annotation of a GenBank genome assembly. Lineage: Eukaryota; Fungi; Glomeromycota; Glomeromycetes; Diversisporales; Acaulosporaceae.
AUGUCUUAUUCUAGCUUACCUGUUUCUCCAAUUUUUAAUUCUACUUCUUCGGAUCUUGAUUCCACUUCUUCUUUAGAUCUUAAUUCCAUUUCUUCAAUUAAUUCCCAAAUAAAAAAUACACAUGAAAAUUAUUUCGAAAAUAACAAUAACACAAAAAAAUCCAAAAAAAGAACAUCACCUGUUCAUGAUUAUUUAGAAAUAAUUGAGGGUGGUAUCCGUGUUUGCAAAAUAUGUUUCGAUAAUCCCAAUACUAAUGAACUUGGUAAAUGGGGAGCAUUUACAUCUUUAUCAACAAUUUCACGUCAUUUUGAAAAUAAACACCCAGAUACUUAUAAAGAUUUUCAACGAAAAAAUACAAAAAUUACUUACCCUUCAUAUUCAAUGACCGAUAAAAUUGUUGAUGAUAAUUCUUUUAUUAAAUAUACUACAAAUCUUGAUUUACGAUACAAACUUCCAUGUCGUCAAACCGUUUCUACAACUAUUAAAAACAAAUUCGCAUCUAUGAGAUUAGAAAUUAAAAAGAUUUUGAAAUCAAACCAAGAUCUAGAAAUAAAAGAUAAAGUUAUG